AUUGAAAAAUAUCGAUAGGCCUGAACGAUAUUUCAAGAUGCCUAAAAAAUUCCAAAUUGAUGGAUUUUAUGAUUCUGAAACGUUAAUAAAUUCAAAUUUCUUUCAGAAAUUUGCUCACCUCAAUAUCUUUCGAUCCUUUCAUUGCUUAAGUAAAAGCCAGGAAGAAAGAAUUAGUGUUCUUAGACACAUUUCUUGCCUACCUGAUGAUUUUUGGAGUGAGAAUUCAAUAACUUUAGCAAUAUUUCGCCUAGCCUCACUACUUAUAUCGGAUAUUUCGAGUUAUGAGAAAAUCAACUAUAAUCAACUGGAAUUCCUUUCUUCACAAUCCAGCUCUAUAGAAACUUUAUUGAUAAAUUUCCUUAGUAGUGAGGUAUUAAUAAGAUAUGGAGAUGAAAAUAAACUUUCAAGUUAUUACAAGAAAAUAGAAUUCUCUAAACUACCUGAUCAUUUUGAGAAUGUAAGAGAUGACCUUAUUCCUUAUUUUGCUAAAGGAGUUUUUAAUAUUCUCAUAUUGGGAUCAGUUGCUAAUAUUAAAGAUCUAUCAAAUACAUUAAAUAAUACCAUAAAGAAAUUUGAUGACUCGGAGAAGAAGUUUAAAUUCAAGUUAUGUCUUUUAGGUUUACUUUUAGAGGCUUGUGGAACGUUUUAUUCUUUAAACAAAGCAAAAGAUAAAAAGGAUAUAGUACUUUCAAAAUUUACUGAAAAUUUAAUAAAAGGACUUCGAAUUAAAAAAAAAGAGGAUGUGGAAUUAGUAACAAAUAGCAUUUACUGGAAGAAUAUACCUUAUCUAUUUCAACCUCAUUUCUCUGAGUUUUUUAUAAAUGGAGCUCAAAAUGAAAAUGUCAACAUUAUUUCAUCUUUGUUUAGUAGAAUUAAAGUGCAAUCUAAUUAUGAGUCAAGAGAUUUUUUCAUUUUAAUAUUCAAAAAAUUAAGUGAUUUGGCUAAAAGUCUUUCGGGUUCACCAACCGACAACGCAGAAGAAACUAUCAAAGGACUCUCAAAAUUAUUUUUAACUGCUUUUAUAUCGUCAAAAAAAUGCUUAGAAGUCGAUGAAAAUUUGACUAAGAAUUUCUUUCAAGAUCAUUAUUAUCCAUCAAUGAAAGCAUUAGAAAAGUCCCUCUCGUGUAAAGUUUCCUUUCAUUCAUUAUUUAGCCAAUAUUUCUCAUGGAUAUCUCAAUAUGCUGACUCAAAUUUCUUAUUAUAUUCAUGCGAAGGGGAUAAAGAGCUAUUAAAAGCCAGUCAAUCCUAUAUAUCUGUAAACCUUCUCUUAACCUAUUGCAAAUCAAGAUGUGAUGAUAAAUCUAUUAAGCCAUACGAACGUAUGAUAUACGAAAAUAUUACUAAAACUGCACACAAUCUGAUUGAAGAAUUACAAUCAAACCCUUCCGAAAAAACCUUCUGCGACGCUUUGUUGGCCUGUGUUGUCUUUUUGAGUUCAACAGGCUUCGAGGAUGAUCACUAUAUUGCUACAAUACCCAUUCGAUUAUAUCUGAAGGAGAGAAAUAAUCAAUGUUCAAGAAUUUGUGAAUUAUUAGAUUCUGUUCUAUCAUUCAAAGAGUUUAGCACAGUAUUUUUCAAAGAGCAUUUAGAAGAUUGGGAAAGUGCAGCUGAAUUAUGGAAUGAAUGUAAAAUUCUUGAAAAAGAAUCAGAUGAAGAGUCUGAUGAUGAAGAUGAAAGUGAUGAGGAUAACGAUGAUGAUGACGAUGAUGACAAUGACAAUGAAAGUAAUGAUAAAGAAAUGGAUGAUGCUACAAACGAUAAAGCUCAGAAUGAGGCUGAAGAAGAAAACAAUGAAGCCUCCGAUAACGAAGAAACAAAAUCAGACGAUAACAGUUCAGAGUCGGAUAUAGAUGCUGAUCAAUUAGAUCCGGACGAAGUAAACAAACAAUUAGGACAGAUGGUAAAAUCCAUUCAGAACGAAAAAGAGCGUAAACUGAAAACAUUUUACCCUAACUUCAUGAACAGAUUCCUCAUAAUUAUUUCAAGAGGAUUUUGUGGUGAAACUUCAUUAGACCCCCUCUUCGCCUUGGAAAUAUGCAAUGUUUUGUUAAAGAGGUGCACAAAUAUUUCCAUUAAGGAUAGAAAUAUCUUUUUUAUUCAAACCUUUACUAAGUUGGUAAAGAAAUUCUCUGCAGAAGUAUCCAAGCAAACUGUUAUCGACGAAACUCUCUCAGGCGAAGUGUAUACUUUCAUUCGCAAUCUAUUCGACUUUUUCACACAUUCCCCAGCAAAAAUUGAGGGAGAGCCAUUUAAUGAUUAUAUGAAGGUUAUCGAAUUACUAAGUAGUACAAUAUGCUCAUCAACAAAAGAGGAGCAUGGCCAGCACUUUGAAGAGCGAAUGGAGAAUUACGUUCAAUUAGUUACUGAUUUAAUCCCUAUCGCGCUAUCAAAAAAUAAUAUUAUUAGAGUUUCUCUGAGUAAAUUCUUGGAAAGGAGUAUGAAUUUAACCCUUCUCCUUUGGCCAACAAUAAUCAAUGUGCUAGAAACACACAGAAAACCAUACGCGAAUCAGAAUAUUGUAUUUGGUCAGAGAAUCGCUCAACUACUUCAAGGACUAUACAAUUUGGCUACCACACUUAUGAAUGACAAACCGAAAAUGUUCAUAGAUAUAUGCGGUGUUACAGAAAAAAUAAGAAAUUGUCCAAAUUUCAAACAAUUUGCAAAGUCUUUUCCAGAGCCGCCAAUGAAAAAAUUAAAAAAGAUAUGGCGAAAGCAAGCAGGAGUUUCUGAAACAGUCAGCGAUGAGGAAUUAGAAUUACCAUUUGCUGAAUUCAGGAGAAAAUGUGCAAAACUUGGCUUCGAACAAUUAAGAAAGAAAGCUUUAAAAACAAAUAAAACUAUGGGAAAAAUGAAUGGAGUAGGACUAAUGGCCGGGUUAAUACCUAAGAGAAAAUGCUCCGACGAAGUUAAACCUCCAGUCUCUCGACCAGAACAAAUUCAUAAUAAUUCUCGUUUACCCGAAAUAACUAUACCAAGACAUUACGAUUUGGAUAUUUUUCCCGAUUUCUAUCACGACGGUAGUUCGUAUAGUGGAAAAGUGAACAUAGAUGUUGAUAUACAAGGAUCAAUUAACGAACUAGUUGUUCAUACCAAAUACUUAACGAUAUCCGAAACAAAGGUGUACAAGGAUUCUGACGAAUUAGAAAUCCUAUCGACGUUUUACUUCGAACGCAAUCAGUAUUGGGUCAUUCAAUUAAAACAUUCUCUAGUCAGAGAGGAUAAAGUAAGAAUUUAUCUCGCAUUUAGCGGAUCACUCGUAAGAGGAAUAGUAGGAAUGUAUAAGAGCAACUAUACGAAUAGUAUUACUGGAGAGAGACGAUGGAUGGUAACUACAAAGAUGCAACCAACAGAUGCCCGAAAGGCUUUUCCAUGCUUUGAUGAACCGAAAUACAAAGCUACUUUUAAGUUAACAGUAAAACACUGGCGAAACUUUACAGCUAUAGGAAAUAUGCCUAUUCAAAUAGAAAGGAAUAUAGAUUCUACAUGGAAAACUACAGAAUUCGAAACUUCACCAGUUAUGAGUACAUACUUAUUCUGUUUUGCUGUAAGUGAUUUUGCAAAUAAAACAACAACGCUAACAAACGGAAAACGGCUUAGCAUUUGGGCUCCUCCACAUAUUAUUGAUCAAGUUGACUUUGCGAUGGAUAUGACAACCAGAAUGGUUAAAUUUUUCGAAGACGAAUUUAACAUGACCUAUCACCUACCAAAAUUAGAUCAAAUUGCUGUUCCCGAUUAUCCAUCUGGAGCAACUGAGCACUGGGGUUUAAUAUCGUAUCGUCAAACUUCUCUUCUAUAUGAUAGUAAUCAGGUUGAUGCUACUGGAAAACAAAGAGUUGCAGCAGUUAUUGCUCAUGAAUUAACUCAUAAUUAUUUUGGUAAUUUGGCUACCUGCGAAUGGUGGGAUGAUUUAUGGCUUAACGAAGGUUUUGCAAGCUUUUAUCAAGUUAAAGCUGAAGAUGACGCUAAUCCGUCGUGGAAAAUUAAAGAUCAGUUUAUACUGAAGAAAGCUGGAGUGAUGAGAGUUGAUUCUGGAGGAGCUAGGCCUAUAUUAAUAGAUUUGAGCCGUCCAAACGAGAUAAAUUCAGUUUUUGAUAUAAUUACAUAUAGCAAAGGAGCGUCUAUUGUAAAUGUAUUGGAAAAGACACUUGGUAAGGACCUAUUCAGAAGAGCAAUUAGAGAAUUUCUAAAGAAAUACGAAUAUAAAACAAUGAAUACGAAACAGUUUAUUGACAGUGUUCAAGAAACUGUAAGGGAACAACUUAACGUUAGAAAUUUUCUAAGACCAUGGCUAGUCCAAUCAGGUUAUCCAUUAAUCUCUGUUGCAAAGAGGGGUUCAAAAUUAGCUAUACAUCAACAACUCUUCCAAAGUAGUUCAAAGGAUUCUAGAACUUGGCAUGUACGGAUAGAUUAUACGGAUGACAAGGGGAAAGUUGGUAAAGUUUGGCUAAACGGAACAACAACAACCGAAAUACUAUUAGCAAAUGCUAAAUGGAUAAAAUUAAAUCAUGGUGAGAAUGGAUAUUUUCGAGUUAAUUAUCCGGAAGAAAUGUGGAAUUCAUUUAAAGAUCUAUUGGAAAAGAAUCAUACAGCGCUUAGCGAUGCCGAUAGAAUAGGAUUGUUGAAUGAUGUUUUUGUGUUGGCCGAAAAUCAGCACAUUAAAUAUAAAAUUGCUCUAGAUAUGUUAAAAUAUUUAGAAAAUGAAAAAGUAUUCGUAGCAUGGUCAACAGUAAGGAGAAAUUUAGAUCGGAUAAGCUUUCUAAUGGAAUACUCUAAUAAUUACGCAAAAUGGAGGAAAUUUCUUAGGAAGAUAACGAAUAAUAUACUUCAUGAAUUAUCAAUUGAAGAUAAAGGCAAUCAUCUUGAAAAGUUGUUGAGAUCGAAUAUUAUAGAACUUGCUUGUUUCUUUGGAAAUGAAGUUUGCAUUAGAAAUUCAACAGUUUUAUUCAACAAUUGGUUAACGAAUAAUCAGCCUAUUCCUCCAAAUUUAAGAAGCUCGAUAUAUAGAAUGGGAAUGAGAUUUGCGGGCGAUGAAGAAAAAUGGGAUAAAGUUUGGAAUAUUUAUCUGAAUGCUACUUCAGCCCAGGAGAAAAGUUUAUUGGUUAACUCAUUGAGUUCUAUUGAACAAAGAUGGAUUCUCUUAAGAUUUAUGAAUCGAGCGUUAAAUGAGGAGUAUGUACGUUCGCAAGACUUUUUCUCACUUAUCUCGUCCGUAACAAGCCAUUCAAUGGGUUUAGCAACAGCUUGGGAUUGGGUUAGAGAGAACUAUGAAAUACUCAUCAAUAAGUUUGGUCUAACAAAUAGAUACUUUCAAAGGAUGGUUCCAGGAAUGGUACAAAAGUUUAAAACAGAACUCAAACUAAAAGAGGCUGAAGAAUUUUAUAAAAAGUACCCAGAAGCAGGACCUGGAUUCAAUGAUCGUUUAGCAUCUCUAGCUAUAGUUAGAAACAAUAUUGAAUGGAUUAAAAAGCACGAAUUUGAAAUUAUCAAUUGGCUGGAUGAUAAUUAA
Messenger RNA from Dimorphilus gyrociliatus, 5506 nucleotides. NCBI's taxonomy places the organism in Eukaryota, Metazoa, Annelida, Polychaeta, Dinophilidae. The record is from the annotation of a GenBank genome assembly.